Messenger RNA from Miscanthus lutarioriparius, 453 nucleotides. NCBI's taxonomy places the organism in Eukaryota, Viridiplantae, Streptophyta, Magnoliopsida, Poales, Poaceae. The record is from the annotation of a GenBank genome assembly.
AUGGCGGCCGAGACGACCGAUCCGGCGCCACCGUCUCCUCCUCCGCCGGUGGCACCCGCUGCCGCGCCAAGCCGUCCGAGACUGUCGGGGUUCGAGCAACUCGACGGGCGAGUCAAGGAGCUGACCUCGUCGCAGGCAGAGUUGCUGGAGAGGAUCCAGAAGCUGAAACAGGAGGUGCAGAACUGGCGCUCCAAUGUAGAGACGCAGGUCAAGACAUGCCAGAGUGAACUCCAGGGUCUGAAGAAAGGACUCGACUCUGAAGUGGAGCAGCUGAAAUCGGAAAUGAAGGCGAUUAGAUCUGCAAUCCAGGAAGUGAAGGGCAAUCUACCUGCACAAAUUACAUCUUCAGAGACGAGCAAUAACGAUACAGAACAAGCCUGGCAGAUCCAAUACCAAGUACUGAAGGUUGCUACUGAUGCUAGUAUGGAAGAACAAACAGGAACACAAGCGUGA